Molecule: messenger RNA, 2490 nt
Organism: Fonsecaea nubica
Lineage: Eukaryota; Fungi; Ascomycota; Eurotiomycetes; Chaetothyriales; Herpotrichiellaceae
Exons: 2
Coding region: 1-2490 (829 amino acids)
Source: RefSeq, a predicted model, not a curated record
AUGCGGCUGGUUCCCGCAUUGGCGGCCGUGGCCGCCGCCCUCGCCAUCCAGGUCGAAUGCUCACGCCUCACCCCUCCCGUACUCCCUCUUAUCGUGCGAAACCCCUAUCUCAGCACCUGGCUAAAUAAUGCACGAGACGUACCGUGGGAAAAAUGGCCAAUGUUUUGGACAGGUCAAGAGAUCGGCUUCUCCAUCCUUGCCAGUGUUCCCGGGGAGAGGACCGCAUACCCUUUGCUGGGAAGACCCCAGGACUCGCUCCGAAAGGAGGGUGACAAUUAUACUGUAUCGACACCUAUCUACCGUGGAGCGGUCUACGAUGCUUCUACUACGAAUCUGUCCUACUCUCUUCCGUUGCCUUCACUCUACUCCGAGUCCAGCAACAUUGACAUCACCAUCUCCUUCUUGUCUCCUAUAACGCCCACCUCGACUGUCAGACAGUCUAUACCGGCGAGUUACGUCACCGUGUACGUCUCGGGCAGUGUGCCUGUAGAUAUCUACAUUGACGUCAAUGGUCAAUGGGUCAGCGGUGACCGGGGAAGCAAGAUCGUUUGGGGUCUUGACCAUACAGCGUUGGAGGGUAUCUCGAAAGGUUUCAAGACCUGGAAGGUUCAGAGGGCUGUGCAACAACUUUUUACGGAAUUUCAAGAUCGUGCUGAAUGGGGUACCCUCUACUUCUCGGCUCCCUCGGACGUGCGACACGAGGCCGGUGUGUCGGCUCGGUUGAGACAGGAGUUUGCCAGGCAUGGGACUUUGAAAGACAAGAUCGACCACGACUUCCGUUCGAUCAUGGACGAGGAACCUGUCUUUGCAUUUUCAAAGUCUUUUGAUUUGAACAGCACGCGAACUACAGAUCAGAGCAUCACGUUUACGAUUGCUCACAUUCAGGACCCGGUUGUCCAGUUUGCUGCUGCGCGGGGGCUUACCUACAUGCGACCUUUGUGGGAGUCAUAUUUCCCGACUGUCCAGGAAGUGCUUACCUUCCACUACCUCGAUUUCCAUCAUGCUAGCCGGUUGGCGGCCAACUAUUCGGCGCAGUUGGCUAUCGACGCCUACCAGUCUGGUGCGGAGGACUACGUCGACAUCGUCGCUCUCUCCGCUCGUCAAGUCCUGGGAGCAACAAGCUUUUCGGGCACACCAGACGAUCCGAUUUUGUUUCUAAAGGAAAUUUCAUCUAACGGGAAUUUCCAGACAAUUGACGUUAUAUUCCCCGCAUUUCCGUUCUUUCUGUAUACGAACGCGCGAUGGCUUGGAUAUCUACUGGAGCCGCUCAUCGAGCACAUGCUGAGCGGGCAGUAUCCAAACAAAUACGCGAUGCAUGACCUGGGUUUCCACUUUCCAAAUGCCACUGGCCAUCCAUUGGGACAAGAUGAGUAUAUGCCCGUAGAGGAGUGUGGAAACAUCCUCAUCAUGGGACUGGCAUUGGCCAAUGCCUUAAAGAAUGAUGCGGGCUGGUCUGCGUCGUCCACAUGGCAGGCGAUGGGUGGUGUCCCCACACCAAUGCCCUCGUCGGACAGCCUAGCUCCUCUCUCAGUUGGUAAGGAAGACGGCAUCCUCUACAUUGAUGAUGCUUGGGUUGGGCAGCCUGCAAGCCUGAAGAGAGCCCAGAAGUGGGUCCACAGGAGCUAUCGGUUAUGGAAGCAGUGGACAAGCUACCUGGUCGAGUUCUCUCUGCUACCUCAUAACCAGCUCUCCACGGACGACUUUGCUGGCUGGCUUGCUCUGCAGACAAACCUGGCUCUCAAGGGCAUUAUUGGCAUCAAAGCCAUGGCUGGGCUUGCAGAACUCACAGAAAACCACGAGGACGUCAAGGUAUUCAACAACAUCUCCAAAGUGUAUAUCGAAAAGUGGGAAGAGUAUGGUAUUUCUCGUGACAAAACACAUGCCAAGGUCGCCUACAAUUGGUAUGGUUCUUGGACCACCACGUACAAUCUGUACGCGGAUAGUUUGCUAUGCUUCCACUUGGGCUCAGACAACUCGUCGACAAAGACCUCUAUUGCUGGACGUUACGAGUAUCAGAAACCACUCAAGGAUUCCAUUCCCGGGGACCACGACGGAUUCGUGCCGAAACACAUAUACCAGAUGCAAAGUGAUUGGUACUAUGCCGUCCGGCAGAAAUAUGGAUUACCUCUGGACUCGCGACACCUGUACACCAAGACGGAUUGGGAAUUCUUUGCAAUGGCCGUCGCCGCGCCGAAAGUCCGAGCCAACAUCUUACAAUCUGUCGCCAAGUGGGUGAAUGAGACUGUGACCGAUCGCCCUUUUACGGAUCUACACAUGACGGAAGGGGAAGGAGGGUUUCCCGGACCGAACUUUUUUGCACGGCCCGUGGUCGGAGGACAUUUUGCAUUUUUGACGUUGGGCCAAGCCUGUAAAGGCAAGGCUAUGGACGGCCUGAGCUAUCUGAAUGACGACGUGACGAAAGAGAUGGAUGUGCAGGGCAUAUUGGAUGCGGAGAGAGCAGAGGCUGGAUGGCACUCGCUCGAGCUGUGA